GGAAAACUAAACCGUCGAAGGAAAAGUCAUACGAAUUGGCCCAAAAGAGGUCAGCAUCAACGAUAUAGAUGUUUAUACACAGACGCUCUAUAAGCAAGCAAGCCCAUAUAUGAAGGAGCCUGUUUUCUAUGAGCCGUUUGGAGCGCCUGGCGCUGGCGAUAAUGUCUUCACAACAGCAGACCCUAAGCUUCAUUCGUUGUUACGACGAACCAUGGCGAAUAGCUUCUCUCGGAAGAGCAUCCUGGAGUUCGAACCUCAAAUUUGGGACACCGCGAACAAGAUGACAAGUGUUCUCCAACGCGAGUUCGCAAAUCGACCUCGUAACGUGAAUGUCUCGAGCAUGCUUCGCUGUAUGAUGCUAGAUGUCAUCUCCGUCUUCGCAUUUGGGAAAGACAUGGGUGCUCUUGACAAAGAGGGGUUCGCGGAAGAAGUAUUGACGGCUUUCAAUAAUUUCGAUACGAGUAACUUCAUGUUUCAAGGCUCGCCCCGGCUUAGGCAGAUCUUGCUCCCAAUACUGUCAAAUAUACCAAUCGACAAUUUUCAGGCAGUCACACGAAUGCUUGCUAAAGUCGACGAACAGCUUGCUAAAAUCUCACUUACGGACAAAUCUUCGAGUGCCUUGCUAAAGGGUACCAUGGAGUCCCGCGAGAAGAUGGGGUUGCCCGUGACUAAGCUUAUCCUUCGACAGGAGGGUCUCGGUGCAAUCUUUGCUGGGACAGACACGACGGCUAUCAGUCUCACAUAUGGCACAUGGGCGAUCCUAUCCAAUGAAGCCAUCCGAUCCAAGCUCACGGAGGAAUUGAGAACAGUUUGGGCCCACCGUGAAGAACACCCGUCUUUGAACACCCUGGAAGGACUGCCGUAUCUUCAAGCUUGUGUCAAAGAAUCACUCCGAUAUGCCACAUCGGUUUCUGGACGUCUUCCGCGUGUUGUGGGUGAAGGGGGUCUUUCCGUCCAAAACUACAACUUACCACCCGGGACUGUUGUAAGUUCUUCAAAUUAUCUGAUGCAUUUUGAUGAGGAUGUGUUUCCACAACCCUUCGUAUUCGACCCUUCUCGGUGGCAUACAGGCGAUGUUGCGGCUUUGAAACUUCGUAAUCGGCAUCUGGUUCCAUUCAGCGAAGGGUCGCGGAGAUGUGUUGGUAUGAAUUUAGCACAAGCGGAGAUGUACAUCACUCUAGCAUCAAUUUUCAGGUGGUUUAAAGCGGUCGAGGUGGUGGACAAAGAAAUACGUGGACACCGGAUCCUUACAACUGCAGUUCCAGAUGGAGUGUGGGCCAAAGUAGCGAGCAUCAAAGACGAAGUGGAACGGGAGAGUAGUUAUUAA
Pseudovirgaria hyperparasitica is the source of this 1327-nucleotide messenger RNA. Its product is annotated as cytochrome P450. Bases 110 to 1327 code for a protein of 405 amino acids. NCBI's taxonomy places the organism in Eukaryota, Fungi, Ascomycota, Dothideomycetes, Acrospermales, Acrospermaceae. The record is from RefSeq and is a predicted model, not a curated record. The transcript has 4 exons. Gene Ontology annotation, molecular function: heme binding; iron ion binding; monooxygenase activity.